AUGGAAACUGCAAGCGCACCUCCAUUCGAGCCAGUGGACGUUACUAGGCCAGUACCACGGAUAUAUCCUGGUUUAAAACGUGAAUAUGAAUACCAAGGAGUAGAAAACGUUCUAUCACCCCCUUCAUCAAUCGAAACGAGCAACUUUCGCCUUGUUCGCAUUUUAAACAUUGAGGCAGAGCUCCGCCAAGAGCGUGACGCUCGUCAUAAGCUGCGUAAGAAAUACACGCGCAUUACUUGGACACUCGACACCUUAUCUGCUGCAUCGAGUGCCUUAACAGUCGUGACAGGAACUGGAGGUAUUGCUCACACUCUAUCUGGUGUGGGCGCUCCGGCUGGGGCCGCUCUUGAAGCUUUUGCAGUCGCUGGCGGGUUGAUCUUAGGUGUUGGGCGUGUUCUUUGUAAAACUUCUCUACUCAAGGAGAUUAAAAAGACAAAUAAGAACUUAGAGCGUGAAAAAGAAGAAGCUGUUGCCGCCGCUGCUGAAAGCGCACGUCGUGAAGUAAUCGGUGGAACUGAUGAUGGUUAUGGAUCUGAAAAAGUAGGACCACCAGGACCUAGAGGCCCAAGAGGAGUUAAGGGAGAUAAAGGUGACACAGGAGCUGAGGGGUCUCUAGGAGAUACGGAUCCUAGAGGACCAAAGGAAAAAAAAGGUGAUACAGGAGCUACAUGGGCUCAAGGAGAUACGGGUCUUCGAGGACCAAAAGGAGGGAAAGGUGAUGAGGGUCCUAGAGGAGAUGACAGAACUGAUGGGACCAAUGGAAGUGAUGGUGCGCCUGAGGCCACAGGAGCUCAAGGGCCUUAA
Messenger RNA from Xenia sp. Carnegie-2017, 804 nucleotides. Its product is annotated as collagen alpha-2(I) chain-like. The transcript has 3 exons. The coding region runs from base 1 to 804 and encodes 267 amino acids. Lineage: Eukaryota; Metazoa; Cnidaria; Anthozoa; Malacalcyonacea; Xeniidae. The record is from RefSeq and is a predicted model, not a curated record.